AUGCAUAUGGCUACACCCCGUCCUGCAGUGCCAGAAUGGCUCAAAUCCUCGCGGUCCUCCUCACAUAUCAUCUCAGUCAUCCGUACCUUGUUACAGCGCGAACAGGCUCGAGCCAGUGCCCGCAGCACAUCUCGGCAGCGAUCUAUUCCAUCCAAGACACGCCGACUCUCUCGUGGCCUUUCCUUCACCGACAAGUCUGACCAUGUCGACCACUACUCUAUCACUGCGGGCUGCAACCCUGAUAACGAGGCCUGCAAUCGCUACAUGGACAUCAUCCCGUACGACCGCACGCGUGUGGUCAUUUCCGAUCGUGGAGUAGAGAAAGGGGAGAACGCACCUAAUGGCGGGCGAUACCUCAACGCGAAUUGGGUGCGGGAACGGGCUGGGGGAAAGUGGUGGAUUGCGACUCAGGCACCCUUGCCAAACACAGCGCACGCCUUUCUUAGUGCUCUUCGGGAACCCCUUGCUCAUCCGCCUGCAUCCCGUGUAGUAGGAUCCUCCCCCUCCCUCUCACCCGCAUCCAUGACUAGCCGCGUACGCACCGUCGUACAGCUCACACAGAACAUCGAGAGUGGGAUGCGCAAGGCGCACGUGUAUUUUCCACCACUAGAGGGACAAUCAUGGAUUGUCCAGCCCGAGGAAGGUUGUCUCACACCGCCACUCAAAGUCACAUUGGUGCGGUUUCAGGAGAUUGACUACGCACAGUGCAUCCAAUGUACCGUGUCCAUCGAGCCUCUAUCCGCAAAUCAGCCAGAACCUGUCGUCUUCCAGCACCUGCUUUAUGGAUCUUGGCCCGACCACGGAGUUCCGAGCGCAGAGGAUCGCGCCAGUUUUCUCAAUUUCGUCCGCCUUGUCGAUGAGGCGAACCGUGAUCUGUCAUCGCAACCGCAGGGCGUGGACCUCGACCCAGAUCCGCCUAUCAUGGUCAACUGUUCCGCGGGCGUAGGGCGAACUGGGGCGUUCAUCGCGGUGUCAUCACUCUUGCGUGCGUAUGGUUUCCUCUCACCAGCGGCGACACCUCCUGAGCAGGAUCCGCUCACGCCCUCACCGCUCGGACCUCUACCGAAGGAGCUCAGUGACGACCUUAUUGCACAGGAGAUUGACGCGCUCAGAGAACAGAGACCGGGGAUGGUUCAGAAAGAGGAGCAGGUGACAUUUAUAUACGAUAUGCUUUUGGCGGCUUUUGAUGUUGUAGCGUAA
Postia placenta MAD-698-R-SB12 is the source of this 1200-nucleotide messenger RNA. RefSeq lists its product as hypothetical. The record is from RefSeq and is a predicted model, not a curated record. NCBI's taxonomy places the organism in Eukaryota, Fungi, Basidiomycota, Agaricomycetes, Polyporales, Adustoporiaceae. The transcript has a single exon. Bases 1 to 1200 code for a protein of 399 amino acids. Gene Ontology annotation, molecular function: protein tyrosine phosphatase activity. Gene Ontology annotation, biological process: protein dephosphorylation.